CCGUUAUGUCAUCUCUACGCAUUUCACCAUCUCUUAAGCCACCUCGCCCACCUCGCGCGAUGAGCGAUACGCACGAAGCGGCAACAUCGCUUGCGAUUCGACUCGCUCUCUCGUCGCGCAGUAUCGCCUCGCCUGCGCUUUGGGAGGCCGUGUUUGUAGGUUUAUACGCAAUGACCACCACCAACAUGUCCAGUAGACAGUUCAGAGAACGGUUGAUAGACGAAGUGAAAAAGUACCCUGUUUUAUACGACACAAGACACGAAAAUCACAGAGAUAUUGACAUUAGAGACCGCUGUUGGUCGGAGAUUUCCGAGCGGCUCGGUGGAAACAGUGAGGUCCUGAAGCGGGAGUGGAAGAUCCUCCGUGACUCGAUGCGGCAGGCGCUGAAGCGCACCAAGCGCGGCGCCACCACCAAGGCCGGCGCGCCCUGCAAGAAGUGGCGCUUCGAGAGCCGCAUGGCCUUCGUGCUGCCCUACAUGACGGUCAGGAGAAACGAGCGGCAGGUGAAGGACACAGACGUGAAGCUGGACGAGGGCGAGGAGCCGCCGGCGUCGGACCAGGAGUCAGAGGCGUGGGAGCCGGCGGGCGGCGGCGGCGGCGACGACGCGUUGGAGCUGUUCUUCGCGAGCGUGUGCCAGAGCGCCAAGCGCCUGCCGCGGCCGCUGCAGCAGCGUCUCAAGCGGCUUACGCUGGACGCGCUGCUGCGGCUGGAGGAGGAGGCCGACGCCGACGCGCAGCCCAACGACACCAAGAACUUCUAACAGCACACGGAUCAACUGUCCGAAGCUGUACCACAAAAUAAAUAGGAUCGGAGGACAGUCUACAUUUUAAAGUGCGCUCGGACAUCGCACACAUAGGUUGACAACGCUCACCGACUCGAUAUUGUCGAUUUGACACGAUUCGCAAACCUAUGUGGGUAUGCAAACGAAGUAGAUACAUACAGGUAAUUGUCUUCUGUUCCUAUUUAUUUUGUAAGUAUCUGUACGGUACGGAGACCACAAGCUGCAUGCGACAUGUCGCCGCCUACCUGCUGGUUUUGGCGAAAAAUAUAGUGAUUACAUCACAGAAAAUGGGCCGAGUUGGGGUGGAAUCCUUUGUAAAUAAAUAAACCUUGUACCUAUA
Molecule: messenger RNA, 1122 nt
Organism: Ostrinia nubilalis (European corn borer)
Lineage: Eukaryota; Metazoa; Arthropoda; Insecta; Lepidoptera; Crambidae
Exons: 3
Coding region: 6-761 (251 amino acids)
Biological process (GO): regulation of transcription by RNA polymerase II
Cellular component (GO): transcription regulator complex; nucleus
Source: RefSeq, a predicted model, not a curated record